This is a messenger RNA of Nematostella vectensis (starlet sea anemone), 1730 nucleotides long. RefSeq lists its product as uncharacterized. The transcript is spliced from 7 exons. The record is from RefSeq and is a predicted model, not a curated record. Lineage: Eukaryota; Metazoa; Cnidaria; Anthozoa; Actiniaria; Edwardsiidae. The coding region runs from base 312 to 998 and encodes 228 amino acids.
UCGUCCCGCUCGUAAAACUAUCCAUGCAUAUCAUAUAUCGCAAGUAACAGAAGCGUUCGCUUAGCAACCGAUUUAUCAAUUACCCCAACACGCAUUUAAGAAUUUAUUGCAUAUAUGAAGAGAUUUAAGUGAUUUUCACACUUAAAGUAGAGCCACGAUAGCCAAGUUUCGACUGACUUUUUGCUUUAAAAAAUAAGGACGCUUCGCAUUUGAUAAUGUUUUGAUUGUGUGUUGGGGUAGACGUCUGAUAGCAACUCGUCCGUACGACUGUCACCGCGAGCGUUAGAAAACUAAAACAGUUUUUGUGCAUCAUGCGGACUAUUACAGAGGAAGAAAACCCGUCAGAUCUUGUCACAAGUGAUGUGAAAAAUCCACCAUGGGGUACAGAGCCCCAAACACCAUCUACAGCCACAGGAACGCGCAAGUCGUUCCCGUGGACCACGUAUUCCAAGGACUAUAUAGGUCUUCCGGGAUCCGUAGCUCAACCUCAAAGAAUGCGUACCGCGGAGCAUCUACCCCGGGGCUGGCCAUUUGAGACGACGCACUACGCGGGGACCUUUCGCACCCCUCAGGUCGGUUACAGCAGGCACGGGGUCCCCACUCCUGCGUCUGUACACAGGAGAAAUAAUCCGCAUGCAAGGAUACAGGACCCGUGGCACUACCCCGAUAAGACAUAUUUAGUAUGGAAGAACGUUCCCAGUCUGUUCCCCCCUCCUCGCGAGACCCAAUCAGCGCCACCGAACAUCUUACAAAACGAUAAACACCGAUGGUUCAACACCACAUACAAGACAACAUUCAACGCCAGACCGCUUGUACCUCCCACCUUCAACCCGAAAAAGAAUUCUUGGAAGCCCGAUCGCUGGAGACCUGAAUCGAAAGCACAAACUCCAGCUCUGCACUGGCAAACUACCACCACUCACGAUUUCAGGGGUGCACUGGGACGCCCUACUACAACUGAAAGGCCGCAUGAUAUGUCAUGGAGCAACCUGAGCAUGUGAUUACUUUAUGCCUGGUGCACACUAGUGACAUAAUGACAUGAGAGCGUGCGCGCGCCUAUGUUGUUAUGUCGUUGUGUCACCAGUGUGCAUUACCAUCGAGCGCUGAAAUGCUUCGUCCCUGCUUUCGGAGGUUUCUUUGUUUGACAGACCACGCUGUGAUGUCUUUGUUGCAUGCAGAUGACACUAUUUUUAUGGAUUGCCGUUUAUUUUCUAACAAUUUGGACUCGGUGUUCAGAGAUUAUAUUUUUCAUAAACAUAGAAUUAUUUCUAGAACGUCCCUACGAUGAUAAACAGCAGGGCAGUAUAUAAUGCCUAGUGCACACUAGCGACAUAUCGACAUAACGACAUGAGCGCGCGUACUGUAAUCUUCGACAUAACGGCAUAAGAGAAUUUUUUUUUUCAUGUCGUUAUGUCGGGCUAAACAUAGUGCGCACGCCCAUGUCGUUAUGUUGUUAUGUUGCUAGUGUGCACUAGGCAUAAGCAAAGUGGCCGUGAACACCCUGGAUCCCACCCCCUAGGCAACCGCUGCCUUGCUGAAGUACUUACUACUUACGGGGGAGUAUGCAGCGUGAAAUGAUUGGCAACAAAGUUUUCAAAAAUACAUAUUUUCAUCCUUUUAAUGUUCUAUGUGGUAUGAGUGUCGGUUGAAAUUGCUCAAAUGUUUUUAUCCUUAUUAUCAUGAAUGAUAGAUACUAGUACUAUUGUUGCACAAAUAAAGAUUAUUUUUUCUCA